Messenger RNA from Perognathus longimembris pacificus (Pacific pocket mouse), 3813 nucleotides. RefSeq names its product MIB E3 ubiquitin protein ligase 2 (gene Mib2). The record is from RefSeq and is a predicted model, not a curated record. Gene Ontology annotation, molecular function: protein binding; zinc ion binding; ubiquitin-protein transferase activity. Lineage: Eukaryota; Metazoa; Chordata; Mammalia; Rodentia; Heteromyidae. Gene Ontology annotation, cellular component: cytoplasm. Gene Ontology annotation, biological process: protein ubiquitination.
GUGGGGGGCGAGCAACCACCCUGUCCUCUGCCUUGGGAAGCACCGGGCGGGCUCCCGGCAGGCGCCCGGGGGGCUGGGGGGCCGCGGAGCCCCCGGGCUCCAGCCGCGGGCCUUUCUGGAAAGCCCUCCGGCUCUGCACGCCACUCUGGCCUGUUGCUGCGGAUGCAACAAGUAUGGGAAUGUCACUUUCCAGCUCAAGGUCAGCCCCCCGGCACUGGGUGGGAUGAACCAGGCUUCGGAGGGCCUCCGGGCCUGUGGCCAGCCUUCCCGCAUUCCCGGCUUCCCCCAGCUUCUCUGCCUCCAGCCUCCCCGACUCUCUAAUCAGCCUGUCUCCAAUGGCACUCGGAAUGUCGACCUGCAUCUUGGCCAGUGCCACAAGACAGGAGCCUGUGAUGAACCAGAUUUUGCCACACAAUGUCAGUUCAGCAGUGUCAGGCACAGCUGAAUUUGCCUGGAGUGGGGCUCUAUCCUGUCACUAUUCUUCUGAAUAAAAGCAGUCAUUAAACGUGAUUUACUUGAUAUGGCUUUGUAAAGCCUUCCAAUAAAAUAUUUACAAAUGGGGACAGUGCCUAACUAUACCCUCACUGUUCUGGUACUUAUGUCCCUAGAGAUGGCCAUUCCUCCUGCAAAGAGACACCCCUAGGCAACGGCAGCACUGGCUGUUCACAGUGGUAAAGGCUGGUAUAAAACUGCCUCUAAAAUCCUUUCUCCUAGACUGGCUCACUGGCUGCUUGAUUUCUGUGUUGGCAAUGGCUUUGGUUUCCUACAGGAAAUCUUGGUGCCUGAGCAAGUUUGUGACCCAGGAAGUAGCAACUGAAGCCUUGGGAUGCUGAUUUGAGGCUGCUUGUGCUCUGAGGUCCCCGAGCGUCCCACACACCAUGGACCUGGACCCCCAGGCAGGUGUGCAGGUGGGCAUGCGUGUGGUGCGAGGCGUGGACUGGAAGUGGGGCCAGCAGGAUGGAGGUGAGGGCGGCGUGGGCACAGUGGUGGAGCUGGGCCGCCACGGCAGCCCCUCGACGCCCGACCGCACAGUGGUCGUUCAGUGGGACCAGGGCACACGAACCAACUAUCGUGCCGGCUACCAGGGUGCCCAUGACCUGCUGCUCUAUGACAACGCACAGAUUGGCAUCCGCCACCCCAACAUCAUCUGCGACUGCUGCAAGAAGCACGGGCUGCGCGGCAUGCGCUGGAAGUGCCGCGUCUGCUUCGACUACGACCUCUGCACACAGUGCUACAUGCACAGCAAGCACGACCUUGCCCACGCCUUCGAGCGCUACGAGACAGCCCACUCACGCCCUGUCACGCUGAGUCCCCGCCAGGGCCUCUCUAGGAUCCCACUAAGGGGCAUCUUUCAGGGAGCAAAGGUGGUGCGUGGCCCUGACUGGGAGUGGGGCUCCCAGGACGGAGGGGAAGGGAAGCCGGGCCGUGUGGUGGACAUCCGUGGCUGGGAUGUGGAGACAGGCCGGAGUGUGGCCAGUGUGACGUGGGCAGACGGAACCACCAAUGUAUACCGCGUAGGCCACAAGGGCAAGGUGGACCUCAAGUGUGUGGGCGAGGCAGCUGGCGGCUUCUACUACAAGGAGCACCUCCCCAGGCUUGGCAAGCCAGCAGAGCUGCAGCGCAGGGUGAGUGCAGACAGCCAGCCCUUCCAGCGUGGAGACAAGGUGAAGUGUCUGUUGGACACAGACGUCCUGAGGGACAUGCAGGAAGGCCACGGUGGCUGGAACCCCAGGAUGGCGGAGUUUAUCGGACAGACGGGCACCGUGCACCGCAUCACGGACCGUGGGGACGUGCGCGUGCAGUUCAACCAUGAGACCCGCUGGACCUUCCACCCGGGGGCUCUCACCAAGCAUAACUCCUUCUGGGUGGGUGACGUGGUUCGGGUCAUCGACGACCUUGACACAGUGAAGAGACUGCAGGCUGGACACGGAGAAUGGACAGAUGACAUGGCUCCUGCCCUGGGCCGCAUCGGAAAGGUGGUCCAGGUAUUUGGAGAUGGGAACCUGCGUGUGGCAGUUGGUGGCCAGCGGUGGACCUUCAGCCCAUCCUGCCUAGUGGUCUACCGGCCCGAGGAGGACGCCAACCUGGACGUGGCUGAGCGUGCCAGGGAGAACAAAAGUUCCCUGAGCGUGGCCCUGGACAAGCUGCGGGCCCAGAAGAACGACCCGGAGCACCCCGGCAGGCUGGUGGUGGAGGCUGCGCUGGGCAACGUGGCCCGGGCCCUGGACCUGCUUCGAAGACACCCGGAGCAGGUGGACACCAGGAACCAGGGCAGGACCGCCCUCCAGGUGGCUGCCUACCUGGGCCAGGUGGAGCUGGUGCGGCUGCUGCUGCAAGCAAGGGCGGGCGCAGACCUUCGGGACGAGGAGGGCAACACCGCACUGCACUACGCGGCGCUGGGGAACCAGCCAGAGGCCGCCCGGUUGCUGCUGAGCGCGGGGUGUGGGGCGGAUGCCCUCAACGGCGCCCGGAGCACAGCCCUGCACGUGGCUGUGCAGAGGGGCUUCCUGGAGGUGGUGAAGACCCUGUGUGAGCGCGGCUGUGACGUCAACCUGCCCGACGCCCACGCCGACACGCCCCUGCACUCGGCCAUCUCCGCGGGCGCCGGCGCCAGCGGCAUCGUGGAGGUCCUCACGGAGGCGCCGGGCAUCAGCAUCACGGCCACCAGCAGCCGGGGCUUCACGCUGCUGCACCACGCCUCCCUCAAAGGCCACGUGCUGGCGGUGAGGAGGAUCCUGGCCCGGGCGCGGCAGCUCGUGGACGCCAAGAAGGACGACGGCUUCACCGCGCUGCACCUGGCCGCCCUCAACAACCACCGGGAGGUGGCCCAGGUUCUCAUCCGAGAGGGCCGCUGUGACGUCAACGUGCGGAACCGGAAGCUCCAGUCGCCCCUGCACCUGGCCGUGCGGCAGGCCCACGUGGGGCUGGUGCCGGUGCUGGUGGACGCGGGCUGCAGCGUCAACUCGGAGGACGAGGAGGGGGACACGGCCCUGCACGUGGCGCUGCACCGGCACCAGCUGCUGCCCCUGGUGGCCGACAGGGCCGGGGGGGACCCGGGGCCCUUGCAGCUGCUGUCCAGGCUCCAGGCCGCAGGCCUCCCGGGCAGUGCGGAGCUGUCGGUGGGUGCGGCGGUGGCCUGCUUUCUGGCGCUGGAGGGCGCGGACGUGAGCUACGCCAACCACCGGGGCCAGAGCCCGCUGGACCUGGCCGCCGAGGGCCCCGUGCUCAAGGCCCUGCAGGGCUGCGCCCAGCGCUUCCGCGGCAGGCGGGGGGGCGCGGGGGGCCCGGCCCCCGGCCCGCGGCCCGCGCUCACCACCCCCAACACCGUGACCAACCUGCACGUGGCCGCCGCGGCGGGGCCGGAGGCCGCCGAGUGCCUGGUGUGCUCGGAGCUGGCGCUGCUGGUUCUGUUCUCCCCGUGCCAGCACCGCACCGUGUGUGAGGAGUGCGCGCGCAGGAUGAAGAAGUGCAUUCGGUGCCAGGUGGUCAUCAGCAAGAAGCUGCGCCCAGAUGGCUCGGAGGUGGCGGGCGCGGCCCCCGUGGCCGGCCCCCCGCGGCAGCUGGUGGAGGAGCUGCAGAGCCGCUACCGGCAGAUGGAGGAGCGCAUCACCUGCCCCAUCUGCAUCGACAGCCACAUCCGCCUGGUGUUCCAGUGCGGCCACGGCGCGUGUGCCCCGUGCGGGGCGGCGCUCAGCGCCUGCCCCAUCUGCCGCCAGCCCAUCCGCGACCGCAUCCAGAUCUUCGUGUGACCCUGCAGAGCCCGCGCCCCGGCCCCUCCCCGCCUGUAUUUUAUAAAAAGAUCCACAGACCGUG